Molecule: messenger RNA, 3320 nt
Organism: Neopsephotus bourkii (Bourke's parrot)
Lineage: Eukaryota; Metazoa; Chordata; Aves; Psittaciformes; Psittacidae
Gene: DTX3L
Product: deltex E3 ubiquitin ligase 3L
Exons: 5
Coding region: 133-2361 (742 amino acids)
Biological process (GO): Notch signaling pathway; protein ubiquitination
Source: RefSeq, a predicted model, not a curated record
UAACCGGAGCUGCGUGGCGUGGCCGUCUCCCCCUCAGCUUCGGUCGCGGGAAGGGCGCGGGGCGGAGAACUGCGGUCCCGAGAGAAGGAGCGGGAAACGAAAGCGAAAGCGGGCGGUGGUGGCAGUGGCAUUAUGGCGGUGUCGCCGUUGCUGGUGCGGCUCUGCCCCGCGCCCGACGCCGGCGAGAAGGUGUUGCUCAAGCUCCAGAGCUACUUCCAGUCAGGGAAGAGGUCGGGGGGCGGCGAGUGCGAGGUGCGAGCGGGCCCUGUGCCCAGUACCUAUUGGGUGCUUUUCCAGCAGGAGCAAGAUAAGAAGAGUGUGGAAUCUCGCACGGAUCACGUUGUGGAAAUCGGUGCCAGGCAUCUGAAGAUAGUCAUUCAGCGGGAAGAAGGAGACCCGAGCAAAAGCCAGUUUACAAAGCAGGCAUUCCCUAGCUGCCCCAUCCCCGCCGGCUCUUCCCCACCUCCUCAGCAGGAGCAGCAGGCAGCCAAAGGCCAUGGAGACACCACAAGAGAAGUCAUUACCAAAAAGAUAUUUCUUACAGUAUCUGCGACUCUGAAUACGAGUAUGUUCACUGAACAGCAAAAGAAGAGAAUUACCAUUAUAUGUCCAAAUUUAAAGAGAGAAGGAAAUCCUGAUAUUGAUGGAUCUGAGAAACUGACAGGAGAUUUUGAAGACAUUGAAAAAGCUUAUUACUACUUUAAGGAUAUCCUUUCAGGCAAUGACCCAAACCUUGAUUUUACACAUUCUGAAAGUAAGAAUAGUUUGAAAGAUGAAAAUGGUCUGAAUACUGAAGAAGUGAAUGAGUUUAUAGUUCCAUCAGCUCUCUAUGAAUAUUUCAAUCAUACCUGUAAAGAGCAAAUCAAAGAACUACGUGCACGUUUUGGGGUGUGUAUAACAAGUAAAGAUCAUUACAAUGGAAACACAUCAGUAGGCUUUAUUUCUGGUAGAAGUCCUGCAUCAAUACAACAAGCUAGCGAUUUUUUUAUCAGAACUUUUCAGAAAAAUGUGGAAAACCUGAGACAGGAAGAACUUCCAGUUGCAAACAGCUACACAUUAAGUGAGAUAAUAGCAAAAUUAAAUGCUAAGUUUAGUAACCUUCUUGCCAAAGAGGAAGGGAAUCUGUUGCUACUUCGUGGUCCCGCAAGUGAGAUUUUAGCUGCUAAAAAAAUUCUAGCAGAGGAAGGUGAAAACAGCCAAGCUGAAAAGAAUUUGAAAAUGUCAUCUGAACUGUACAAAUACAGGAAUGGAAUUGAAGUUGAUGCUUCUAUGUUCAAGUUGUUUGAGACAAUAUUAAGCAAAGAAAUUGAAGACAUUAAAGACAAGUUUGAUACCACAAUUGAAAAGAGAGAUGUUUCAUAUGACCAGAAGAUGCUGAUAAUAUUUAGGCCAAGGAUCAAAACUUUUGAUAUGUCUUCACAUGCUGCUGAGUGUUUCAUCAAUGCAUUUCACAGUGCCUUUGCAAUGUUAAGAGAAAAACUCAUCAGCUUGAAGCUUUCAGAAGGUCAGAAGAAAAGAUUAAAUAUGUUACUUAACGGGAAGCAAUUGGAAAACCUGCAUGUAAAGCUUAAGAAGGAAGAAGACAAAUUGAUGUUAAUUGGCUUACCAAACCAUCUUUCUGAUGCUGAAAAGUACAUUAUGAACUUUCUUUCCAUUGAAGACUCAACACAAAGUAAAAAUAGGACACCACUGACCUCUGAUCUCAGCUAUCAAGAAGAUACAGGAGCAUCUGAGAAGAAAUACAAUGGCAGGCAAAAGAAUAAUCUUACUUCGGAAGGACCGGCUAAGGCAAAGACAGAAGCAAAUGACAAAGAUACGUGUCCAAUUUGCAUGGAGAUAAUUAAUAACAAAGAAACACUGAGAAAGUGCAAACAUGCAUUUUGCAAAAGUUGCAUCGACCAGGCCAUGACUUACAAGCAAGCUUGUCCUAUUUGCAAUACUUUCUAUGGAGUCAUGAGAGGAGACCAGCCAGAGGGGAGAAUGUCAAGUAGAAUUCUGUCUUCAGCUCUCCCUGGUUAUCCCAGUUGUGGUACUAUUGAGAUUACAUAUAAUAUGCGAGGUGGCAUUCAAACUAACAACCAUCCAAACCCAGGGAAACAUUAUUCUUCAACUUCUCGAAAAGCCUAUUUACCUGACACUAAAGAAGGGCAAGAAAUUCUGCAGCUCCUCAGAAAAGCCUUUAACCAAAAACUGAUUUUCACAGUGGGGGAAUCACGUACUACUGGUGCAACAGAUGUUAUCACAUGGAAUGAUAUUCACCACAAAACUUCCAUGGUGGGAGGACCUACCAACUUUGGUUAUCCUGAUCCUGAUUAUCUGCACCGGGUUCGAUUGGAAUUGAAAGCAAAAGGAAUUGAAUAAAGGAAUUUAUCAACUGUCAACCCUUAAGUGCAGUAACUGAACACGUAGCAGUUAAUUUACUAUUCAAUCGCUAAGAAGAAAUUACUUUGUUCGACUGCUGCACUUAAACCACUUGUAUUUCUCAGUCACCUAAGAAACGUAAUCUUUCUCAUCAAGUGAUAUAUGCUCUUUUUACGCAUCAUUUACUUCCUCAAAUAAUGCUUCUUUAAAUGUGUAACAUUUACAGAAUUUGGGUCUUGUGAGUGCAGUAUCAGUACUCAUUGUACUUGUCAAAUUUCAAAUUGUGUAUCUUAUUUUACCAGUGAAUCUGAUCUGCACUUUUUUCCCCACAAGUCCUCAGCCUGAUCACUACUAGCUUUUAUUUGAUAAAAUGCUUUAGCUUGGUGUUAUUACAUCUAUUAUCAUGAAUAGUAUCAGGUAACUCAUCUGCCUAGAAAAUUUCUGUGCAACUGUUACAGCAUCAGCUGUGAUCAGGCUGAGAUCUUUCACUGAUUUUCCUUUCCAGGGUAGAAAUGGCAGUAGUGGUUUGGGGUUUACACGUUAAAUUAACAUGGAUAAUUUAUGAGAGGAUAUGUGGAUGCUGCUGCGGUGGUUUUAACCUGUAGGAGUGCUAAAUGCUGAGACACCUUUGAGUGAAUGGAAAGUAAAUGGUGCCUGUGGCCAUCUCCGAUCAGGGGGUCCUGGUUCUGUGCCUUCCAUCGCGUUUGAACUUUAAUACAACUUUUAUGUCAGCUUUACAGCUAUAAAACUAUAUUCUUCCAUUGGUUCUAAUAUAUGCUUUAAAUUAUAUGACAAAGAUACCUUGUUGCUGUGCUCUGCACAGUCUAAAUAGCCUUGAUAAUUACCUUUGGGGGGGUGUAAAACAAGAAACUUUUGCAUAGUGCAGCCAUAAUUUUUAGUGAGUUAAACCAUUUUUGUUAGGCUAUUGAAUAUAACCAAUAAAUAAAAUACAAAAAUAC